Molecule: messenger RNA, 5754 nt
Organism: Anguilla anguilla (European eel)
Lineage: Eukaryota; Metazoa; Chordata; Actinopteri; Anguilliformes; Anguillidae
Gene: castor2
Product: cytosolic arginine sensor for mTORC1 subunit 2
Exons: 9
Coding region: 285-1274 (329 amino acids)
Biological process (GO): cellular response to L-arginine; negative regulation of TORC1 signaling
Cellular component (GO): cytosol
Source: RefSeq, a predicted model, not a curated record
UUCCAAUCCCUGUCGGAGAGAAAACACGGGGACCGUCAGUCCUUCUCUCUCGUUUCUCCCUCCCCGUUUACCUCAUUGUGCUUUCUUUUAUUUCAUCCUGCUUCUGUCUCACUCUUCUCCUCAGUGGAUAACUUUUCCUUUUCCCCCCUUUCCAACCUCCUACCUGGUCCGUUUACAGGUUUUUUUAAAGCUCUGUCGCUAUAGCUAUAUUUAUUUAUUUAUUAUUUUUAAAAGAAAGGAUAAAAAAUAUAUUUAGAUGAUCCACAAAUGAGAAGACGUAAAAGAUGGAGUUGCAUAUUUUAGAACACAGCUUGAAAGUAGCGAGUAUAGCUAAAGAAGGCAUCCAGAUUUGCACUCACGGAUUAAUCAAACUCGCCUUCUUGCCAUCUAAAACAAGGUGUAAAUUCUUCAGUUUGACGGAGACCCCAGAGGACUACACCAUCAUUGUCGAUGAAGAAGGCUUCAAAGAGCUGCCCGAGUCGGAGCAUCUCAGCGUGGCUGAGGCCACGUGGCUGGCGCUCAACGUGGUCUCGGGGGGCGGGAGUUCCUCCAGCUCCCAGCCAAUCGGCGUCACCAAAAUCGCCAAGUCGGUGAUCGCUCCUCUGGCGGACCACAACAUCUCCGUCUUCAUGCUGUCCACCUACCAGACUGACUUCAUACUGGUUCGAGAGAGGGACCUGCCCAUGGUCAUGCACACACUCUCCUCCGAGUUCACCCUCCUGCGGGUGGUCAACGGAGAAACGGUCGCGGCCAACAGCCUGGGAGUCACCAACGGUUUCGUCAAGCCAAAAAUGGUCCAGCGCCCCAUCAUUCACCCGCUCUCCAGUCCCAGCAACAUGUUCUGCGUGACCAGCCUGGACCCCGACACCCUGCCCUCCGUGGCCACCCUCCUCAUGGACGUCAUGUUCUAUUCCAGCGGGGUGAAGGAGCCAGGGGGCGCCAGCGAGGACUCUGAACUCAUCCGUUUCUUCUCCUUCUCCCUGAUUGAGGGCUACAUCUCUCUGGUCAUGGAUGAGCAGACCACCCGAAGGUUCCCCAACAACGUGCUGUUCACCAGCGCUUCGGGGGAGCUGUGGAAGAUGGUUCGCAUCGGGGGGCAGCCGCUGGGAUUCGAUGAGUGUGGUAUUGUGGCUCAGAUAUCGGAACCUCUCGCCACUGCUGACAUUCCAGCGUAUUACAUCAGUACCUUCAAGUUUGACCACGCCCUGGUCCCAGAAGAAAAUAUCCAGAGUGUGAUUGGAGCCUUGAGGACCAAUGAGAGCACAGGACAGUGAAGGGCAAGAAUGUGGGAUGGGAGUCUCACGUCCUUGCUGACACGUUGAUUUAUCUACCGAUAAUGUCAAACUCUUAAAGUGCCAAGAGCUUACCCGUGGACUGCUGUGGGGGGGUGGAUUUGGGAGCAAGCUAAUAAAGGUUGAAGGAGGGGGGGUGGGGGGUGGGGGGGUGAAUGGGUUGAGUAGGGGGACACGGGGGUGGGUGGGGCCAUUUCUGCUCCAUAAAGAGCAAAUUAAAACCCAGAUCCUCCAAGUCCUGUUUUCAGAGACUGUGCCAACAACAUCCUCUCCACUCCAAACUUUCUACCAUCUGCUCCCAACCCCAAACAAACCUGCCUCUACAGGGAUCCAAAGCUAGAGUGACUGCAGUGUGUUUACCCUCCCCCUUCCCCUUCCCCUAAUGCUCUCUCUAGGUCUGUCUUUAUCUAUCUAUUGCUCGUUCUCUCUCUGUCCCUCUUUUUGCUCACAUCACACUUUUUCACCAUGGCAACGAGGUCUCAUGAGGUCUGGCCCUUUAUUUUGAUCCCAACUCCCUGAGUCACCGUAAGCCCUCAUCCACCUCCUCAUCCCCCCCCCCCCCUCCCCAAAACGUGGUGCAUUAGAAGCCCUCGACCGCCUGCGUCCACAGAUGUGUCGCUUUGAUUUUUCCAGACCGGGGUUUUCUCUCCUCGUCAAGUUGUAAUUCUCCGCUACUCUUUUCUGAACAACCAAAAUGUGUUACUGGCCCCGCCCCGUAUUCCAGGGAAGAGAGUGCGCACAGCGAAUCAAUCCUGGGACGAUCAUAAAGGUUCCCCUUGUUUUUUUUUUUUUUUGUUUUGUUCUUUUCUUGGUGCCAAGACACUUUAGGCCUAAACCAUUGCCUUUGCUUACGGCUCCGUGCUUCUAGGCUCGAAUGGAGGGGACGGAGCUGAGUUUCUCUGUUUGUGGUUUCAGACCACGUGGUGCAAUGGCGUGGUGUGGUUUGACUUUCACACAUUAUUGAAUAAGCUGUCUUUCAUCGUAGGUUUAUACUGUGUAGUUUGAUAGAUUAGUUUCACGAUGAUUAACUGCCAAUGUGCGAAACUGGCACCUCUGAAGAAGUAUUCUUUUUUCGACGAUAAUAUCCACUCUGUUUCAGUAAUAUCAAAUCUAUAGUCAUUUCAAGCUAGGAAUGAAAUAGAGCUGAUUGAAAUAUUCAGUAUGUAGAAAUGUAGCACAUUUGUUUUAUUUCUAAUUAAUGACAAGGUUUAAAAAAAGGUGUAAAGAAAAGGUUGUUAUUUUCGUUAGUCAAGACAAGGAACCAGUUUGCAUUCAGUUGUUUUAUUUGACCGGCUGGGGUUGAAUUUACUGGGGAAUGAGUUGUUUAAAAAAAUUGGUAGACCUUUUCAGUGAGGAAAAUGACUUAAAAGCGAGACUUACAGUUCUUACCCAGUGUUUCUUUUGGUUGAUUUAAUAACGUCUCGCACCAGUGGACUGCAUACUCCCUGGGAAAAGCCAGACCGUACCGCUUCAGUGGGUACAUUUACAUGCACACUCCUAUUCCAAUAUUCUGAAUAAGACAAUAUCCCGUAUAUGAUACGGGUCAAGUAAACGGAACAUUCUGAUUAAAUACCCUGAUUAAGGCCUUACUCCGAAUACGGCAUAGUCCGAUUGAGACAUGGAAUAUUCCGGUGUUAUUCCGGUAUACAGCUUAUUCGGAAUAUCCACCUCAGUCGGGAUUUUCAUGACAGCUUGCAGCACAUACGCGCCGAAGCUGUUGUUUACGGUCGGCACCCCUAUUACUAGGCUACCCGUUGCAUUUUAAUACGAGCCAGAUAGCUGGCGGUUUGCAAGCCGCAAGGAUAGGAGGCCCUGGGGGGCAAAAAGACGACGUUUUAGGACGGAGAGAGAAAUUAUCCCACCUUUUUAAAAGUUCGUAGUAUAAUGGGUAAGGAAUUGGCCUUGUAACCUGAAGGUGACGGGUUCGAGUUCCCGGGUGGGACCCUGCCGUUAUGACUCUAGAGCAAGGUGCUUAACCUGCACUGCUUCAGUAUUUAUCCAGCUGUAUGAAUGGAUGCAGUGCAAAUGCCAUGAUGCUAGUCACUCUGUUUUGCGAGCAUCUGCUAAAUGCCUGUAAUGCCGUGUAAAACUUUGAAGGGCUAAUAAGGAGCGUGAGGGACGUAACGUCACGCGGCCAUUUAACGUUUAAUUGGACUCUGCACGGCUGCGUGUAAAUGACAAUAGUUAAACAAGAUUAAUUUAUUAAUAGCCAUGUAAACGGCUUAUUCGGAAUAUUGUCUUAUUCAGAAUAACGGUAAUAACUGGAAUAUUGUGUGCAUAUGAACCUAGUCGCCGGUGCCAUUACACAAAUUCGGACUGCAGUUCACGCGUCUUCGAUUGUUCCUCGAGAGAAUUUGAGCGGUUUCCUUUAGUCCUCCUUCUCCUCGUUUCAGUCGGAGGAAGCUUUGUGUGUCAAACGAAGAGAAGCGACACCACACCGCACCCUAAUUCUUAGCGGCCCUUCCGCCCCCCCCCCCCCCCCCGAGUAAUAUGAAAUUGUGAAAGCUAGCUAUCUUAAAAUGGAAGGAGGAGUGUGUGGCCAGCGUACAGUGUUUUGUUCGUGCAGUCGUGAAUGUGAGGUGCAGUUGAAGGUUCCAUUUUGAAAAUUGGGCCUGUCCUGCAAGACUGGCAUCAGUCCUAGGCCUUGAACCCCCCCCCCCCCCCCCCCCCAGCCCCCGGUUCGCACUUUAUGAAAUGUCUAGCCUCUAGACCGCCUAUUAAGAAAGCUGGCUGUGAUCUGUGUCCUGGAAGGAAGGAUGCUGUUAAAGAUGCGGAAUCUUUAGUUGGUCUUUAAUAAUGGGUGCCGUUAUUGUUUUUUUUUCUGCACCGACCGAAGGCUUUCAUCUUCUUGUUGUUCUUUUGGCUGCAGAAAGCUUGUAUUUAUCAGUGUUAACUAAAAAAAAAAAAAAAGUGUGACUUUUAUGAUGCAGAGGAUUAAAAAAGAAAAACAUUUUUCGGAGGUUGUGAUGUUUUUGGUUGGGGGGACACCCUUUCACCCCUACCCUGCCCCCUGCUCCAUCUCCACCACCCACUCUUCUCUUACCUGGGGUCCCCUCCGAUCUCGUGUGGUUGUCCUGAUCACACUUGUUUGCUCAUUCAGCGAAGAGGUUCUCUGUGUUCUAAGUGAGCAGUGAAGGUCGUUCACAACGAUGCCCAUAACGAUCUGUUCUUGUUGAAGGCUUUUUUUUUUUUUUUUUUGGUCAAACUAACUGCAUCUUGGCUUCUCUUACCUCAGGACCUGUGAAAUUAAACCGAUUUAGGCCAUGUUACAGAAACCAGCCUUCGCUGUGUCGUUUUGUUUCCCUCCCUGACUUUUGCUCUAACAAGCCUGCCCCACUCAUGUUCCUCAUGUUGUCUUGUUCCAUCGAUUUGGCGGGUAUGUGGUUUUAAUUUAUAAAACCGCUCCACAGACGCGAGUGUGGUCUAGCAAUGGGCUUUUUUUGUGUGAAAAACGUAUGUUUUAUGUGGCUAGAAAUCGCAAUUCAGAAUAUAAUAUUUUUGCUUUGAAUACCCUUUUCGCUGAUAAAACCAGCUCAUUUCAGAUUGUUGCUCUAGUACCAAACAAAAAGAGUGCCCUACCGGUGUCUUCCCUGUGAAUUUUAAAACCCUUUUGAGAAGAGAUCAGAACCGUAUCACCACCGCUGAGAGCACACUGCAGGCCCGAGUGAGCAUCGGACCACUCCUGCAACAUUAGCUUUUUCUUCUAUACUUGUUUGCUAUUUGAGUGCCCAGAUAGUUUAAACAGGUCUUUAAGUAUAUAAAGAUUGCCCCAUAAACCUCCAAAAUGUAUCCAGAGCUUAAACCAGCUCACUUUGCUCCAGUGAAUUAAUUUGUCGCCAGGAGGAAAAUUGAUUUUUACACUUUUCUGACCAUAUUUUGACAUACUCGGCAGAAAAAAUAAGAGUAGCAGUUGAUGUAGAACAUGAAAUAAUUUUUCAUGUCAAAUGGUUAGAUGUGACAGAACUCUAAUAGAAAAUAUCUGGAAUAGAACAAGAAAAUCAAGCACGAAAGGGAGCCACAGAAAAUCUGACUUUUUCCAGGGAUAGUUUUCUUUCUGUUGUUUUUAAAAAAUAUUAGUUUCAUAUUAAUGUAUGCUUUCAAUUGGCCCAAACAGUUUUGUUUUAUAUAUUUACAGAUGUUUCUGAGGACCAGCCAGCUUUACAAUGGCUGGUAUUGGGACAUGCAGGGGUUUGUGGUCUAAAGCAAGAAAAUAUACUGCAAGCAACUCCAAAGCAGCUUGUAGAGCAAUUUUUUGGCAGAGAUUAUUCACGUGUAUAUUACCUGAUUAUUCUUUGAAAACGUAUACGUUUAGUUUAUUUUGGGUUGGAACCAUUUCCUUUGGCGUAAGCAACCUGAGACUGCUGCUGGAAAUCGUGGUGCUGCGUCCAGUAUCAACACAUGUAUCCUUGGGAAUGAGGAUGUCUCACUGCUUGAGAACCAAGAAAGAAGUCCUGGCAUUAUA